UUGUUAGUGACUGAUAUGCGAUUUGGAAUGCAUUUAAAUUGCACCCGAGAAUCAUCAGUGAACGGUACCUCAUGAUUCUGUCUUCAUCUAACUUAAGGCAGUCAAAAAUUAUAUUCAGCAUCGAUGAUUCUGACAAGCGACAUUCGUAUAAAUCUGUGGUAACACAUUUAUUUGCGGUAAAUUUUUGAGGUUAGGUAUAGGGUGGUACAGUGAUACGAUAACCAUAUCGCAACUGAAGUCUUUUCAUAAAGUGUCAUAACGCUUAACAUUUUUCUUGAUUAAAACUAUACGAAACAUUCCGAAAUAACGGCCCAGAUUUAAAUGACAAUAAAUAAUGGCAACGUCUGGUUCUGAUAGAAAACCAAAAGUAAUAAUUUUGGGAGGAUGCGGUUUCAUAGGACGUAAUCUCGUGGAAUAUCUACUGGAUAACGAUCUUGUAUCUUUUAUACGUGUCGUUGAUAAAGUACCGCCGCAAACUGCUUGGUUAAAUGCUAAACAUCAGCAAUUAUUCGAGCAUCCUUUACUCGAAUUUAAAAGUGCUAAUUUAAUCAAUGCAGUAUCUUGUCAAAAUGCAUUUUUAUCUGAUACUUCAAUUGAUUUUGUAAUCAACUGUGCCGGAGAAACAAAAAGUGGUCAAACAGAUCCUGUAUAUAAAGAAGGAAUUUAUAAGUUGAGUAUGAAUUGUGCUCAUCAUGCUGCAGAAUUACAAGUUGAUCGUUAUGUAGAAAUAUCUUCUGGAAAUUUUAGUACUUCUGAGAAAAAUCCCCUCAAAGAAGAAGAUACCGGAGAACCAUGGACAUUUGUUGCAAAAUAUAAGUUGCAAGUAGAGAAUGAUUUAAAAAACAUACCAAGUUUAAAUUAUACAAUACUUAGACCAGCUAUUGUAUAUGGUUGUGGUGAUAGAAAUGGAUUAGCACCACGUUUAGUGGUAGGAGCUGUGUAUAAACAUUUAGGAGAAAUGAUGAAGUUACUUUGGGGACCAGAUCUUCAUAUGAAUACAGUUCAUGUAAGGGAUGUAUCCAGAGCUAUUUGGCAUGUAGUAAAUAGGCCAGACACUUUGGGUCAAACAUACAAUGUUGUUGAUGAAGGUGAUUCAACUCAAGGAUCAAUCAGUGCUAUAGUUUCAGAAUUAUUUAAUAUCAAUCAUGAUUAUUGGGGUACAGCAUUAUCCACGCUAGCUAAAACAGAUAUGAGUUCUGUUGUUGAAGAAGUAAAUGACAAACAUAUGGGACCUUGGGCAGAAGCUUGCAAUAAAGAUGGAGUAGAAAAUAGUCCUUUGUCUCCAUACAUAGAUCAAGAACUUCUUUAUAAUAAACAUUUGUAUCUACAGGCAGGAAAAUUAUCAAGUAGUGGAUUUACUUACCUAUACCCAAAACUUACAAAAGAUGCUUUGAAAGAGGUUCUUGAUGAUUAUGUAAACAUGAAGAUAUUUCCACAUUCCUUGGUACUAUAAAUUUUAGCAAUACAGACUGCCACGAUCAAAUAAUGGAGAAGCUUACAAUGAUUUAUAUAAAAUAACUUUUGGAGCGUUUCACCUUGUGCCUAGUAAUCUAUGCAAGUUGCAUACUCUAUUGUAUGUUACAUACCUUACUCGUAUUUUACCUGCUA
This is a messenger RNA of Eufriesea mexicana, 1608 nucleotides long. RefSeq lists its product as uncharacterized. The record is from RefSeq and is a predicted model, not a curated record. Lineage: Eukaryota; Metazoa; Arthropoda; Insecta; Hymenoptera; Apidae. The coding region runs from base 335 to 1453 and encodes 372 amino acids. The transcript has 7 exons.